AUGGGGGACAGCGAUGGGGAGGAAGAAGUCGCAGCUUCAGUGGUUUGGGAGGGGGAGCUCCUAGACGGGGUGCCUGACGGCCCCGGCAAAGCGACUUUUCCAAACGGUGACCUUUUCGAAGGCAUCUACGCCAACGGACGGCGGCAUGGCAAGGGCAAGUAUACCUUUGCAAACGGCGCAUUCUACGAGGGAGAGUAUGCUGACAAUCUGAAGCAGGGGUUCGGGGUGACGGAGUAUCCGGAUAAGGCAAGAUACGAAGGCUCGUGGGCCCAGGACCAAAGAGACGGGCAGGGCACUUAUGCAUAUCCCAACGGCGACACGUUCGGGGGGAGCUGGAGUGCCGGGCAGAAGCACGGGAAGGGCACCUACUUCUUCAAGGAGAGCAUGAGCCAGUUCGAAGGCACUUGGGAGAAUGGGGGCUUCGUCCGCGGCAGCUGGAUCAUGCGCGACGGCAGCUCCUACGAGGGCGCUUUCGCCGCCAACCGGCCGCUUGGCCCGGGGGAGUUCCGGUUCGAAGGAAAGGCCCAUAAGCUGCCCGGCGAGUUCCUCCCGACCGGCGGCUGGAAGAGCGGCGGUAUCGUUGCGGCGCACUGA
Messenger RNA from Klebsormidium nitens, 594 nucleotides. The record is from the annotation of a GenBank genome assembly. NCBI's taxonomy places the organism in Eukaryota, Viridiplantae, Streptophyta, Klebsormidiophyceae, Klebsormidiales, Klebsormidiaceae.